Mobula hypostoma (lesser devil ray) is the source of this 10564-nucleotide messenger RNA. RefSeq names its product arkadia (rnf111) N-terminal like PKA signaling regulator 2n (gene ark2n). The transcript has 3 exons. The coding region runs from base 614 to 1816 and encodes 400 amino acids. NCBI's taxonomy places the organism in Eukaryota, Metazoa, Chordata, Chondrichthyes, Myliobatiformes, Myliobatidae. The record is from RefSeq and is a predicted model, not a curated record.
ACCAUGGUAACGUGGCGACUGACUAAACGAUUCCGGUUCAUAGGCGGCUGACCUUUCCAGCGGAGAAGCCGGUGCGGCGUCUGCCAUUUUGUGAGGAGCUCCGAAGCGGUGCACGGUGGAGCCGGCGUCCCAGCCAAAACCAUGUUGCCGGUCCGUCCAUUAGUUUCCUCUACACAAACUUUGCUCAGACAUCAGGCUCCCGUGAGCGAACCCGAGAACUGAACCGCAGGUUCGAGAGACGGGUGGGGGAAGCUCGACCGCCAAAGCUCAUUCGAAGCUGUGCUCUCCGCCAUUUUGGAGGUACAGCUGGAGGGUGUGUGAAGGGACUUUGUGCGGAAUCAAAAAAAGAGCCGCGCCGGCGUUGGUUCGGGAGGACCCGGACUUGGUUUCUGUUCGGUGCUAAGGCUGCCCUCCCCCCCGUAAUGAGCGGCCGCGCGAGACGCCGGUGACUCCGCAGUGCGCAGGAGCGGAAGUGAGGGAGCUUGUUUUGGGAGACGCAGAUACAGAGGUCGAGACGGUUUCUCCAGUUUGUUAAAUCUUUAGCUGAGCACACGUCUAUAGUCCUGGGUGCUAUAUGGUGUUUUAUAGUAAGUGCUUAAAAACUUAACUUGACAUGAAGAUGGAAGCAGUAGAGAAGGCAGAGUUCUCUUCCCAGGAUGGUCUGGAGGAAACUGAGGCUUCAUCAAAAGGUAUUGAUACAAAAUCCGGUGACACCUGCAAGGAAGAUGAUGGGUCAUUUCCAAAAGAGACAACAGCCAAAUUGACAAAAGAGAACAGUGAACAUUCUUUGAAAAUAAGUGGCCUCUCUGUGGAGCCUUGCUUGUUAAUGGAACUUGGGCAAGACUCUUCUGAAUCUCAGCUUCCAUCUGCAGACAGUGAUAAACAAACACCUGGCCGUACCUAUGAUAGUGACUCUUCUAAUCAGUGCAUGGUUUCCCCUUCAUCCAGUGGUCAUUUGGCAGACUCUGACACACUUUCAUCUGUAGAAGAGAAUGAGACUCCCCAGACAAAUGUGGCCGUGGAAGAGGAUCCUUCUGGAGGGUCUGGUCCUUCAAUCGGCAGAAAAUCACGACGAUCUAGAUCUGAGAGUGAAACGUCAACCAUGGCUCCCAAAAAGAACCGGUCUUCAAAUGACAAGCAGAACGGCCGUGUGUCAAAGGUUAGAACCCAGAAACAAAAGGAACGGAUACGAUUGCUACGGCAGAAACGUGAAGCAGCAGCUCGGAAGAAGUAUACAUUGCUGCAGGACAGCAGUACGAGUGAUAGCGACUUGACAUGUGAUUCCAGCACAAGUUCAUCAGAGGACGAAGUUUCUGGAAAUGGCAACAGGACGAUUAGUGCAGAGAUUCCAGCUGCCAACACUCGUGCAGAGGGGUCUGCAGGCACUACCGCCCAAAUGGCCGGACUUCUGGACAGUGGGAUCUCAUGGGAGCGGAACUGUAUCGGCAAUGUCCUGGAGGAAGCAAUGAACUGUUUUGCAGAGAUGCAACGACAGACAGAGGAGAGAUUUCGGAUGUGGAUGGAAAAGUUGACCCGCUUGGACACUGAUGAAGAUGCAAAACAGCAACCAAAUCGACAGGAGCCCAAAAUGUCAACAAGUGGCACGCCAGUGCCUCCUUCUAAUCAAUCUAGCACAUUUAUGCAUCUAUCCAGCAACCAUUCAAUUCCACAACCAUCACAUAACCCUUAUAUGAAUAACCAGCCAAAUAUUGACUGUACUCCAGCUUAUCAAAUGUCUUUCAACAACAAUCCUUCAACUGGUUUUCAGGAGAAUGGAAACUCCUCUGGUCAUGACCUUAAUCACUCAAAUGUUUGAAGCAAUCAGAUAUUCUAUAGCAUUAAACUCUCAGUCAAACAAGUAUUUGAGCAGAGAUCUUAUAAAUAAGGUUUCUAAAUAUCAUACAUGAGCAGCAAUGCAAUUUUGUAUAUGGUUUAGGAACUGUAGUGGCCAGGUUGUUGUUAAUCACAAUGACUGCUUGAAAUAGAAUUUUAAAGCCAAAAGUCACCAUGAUAACCAUAACAACCUACCUCUGAUUUUACUAACACAAGAGAUACUGCAGAUGCUGGAAAUCUGGAGCAACACACAUAAAAUGCUGGAGGAACUUGGACAGCAUCUGUGAAGGAGAAUAAACAGCUGAUGUUUUCGGGCCAAGAGCCUUUCUUGAGUUCUGAUAAAAGGAUUUUGGCCUGAAACAUCAACUGUUUAUUCCCCUCUGCUGAUAAUGUCUGACUUGCUGUGUUCCUCCAUCAUUUUAUGUGUACCUUUUAUUUUCUCUUUGGUUGCAUUAAAGGCAGAUUUUUUUUCAAUAUUAGUGUUGAAUUGGCAUAUUGAUUUAUUAACUAACAAUUAGCAAUUAUAAUUUUAAAAUAAUAGGAAAAAUGGUUUUUACUAUUUGAAGUCACUAGUUAAUAAAAACCCAGGGAUGUUCAGGUUGAUGCACCCACAUAGUUUUGUAUGUGAAGCUGUUCUCAUUUGCAGCAGUGACAGACAAAAUUCCAGUAAUCCUUGCAUUAGUGUCUGGAAAACAUUGAAGAGAAUGUUUGCCAAAAGAUGCCUCUUCUUUGUCAUUGUCCAAAAUGGCCCCCUUGUUUACUUCCUCUUCAUUUGGUAAAUCAGCUACUCAUCUCUUCCUUUCCAAUUUCUUAUUUUUUUCUUUCUGUCUCAACAUCUUCCCGACCAGAUACUGAUAAAAACAAAAUGACUCAAAUGUGCAUUGUACUCUGCUCCAUUUAUGCAAUACAAUUCUAUUUGAACUGAAUUUCUAGAGUUCAGUGUGUGUUCAGUGCAAGCAACAAAGCAUGAAUUCCUAUUCCAAUAUCUAUUCUGACUUCAGAAUGGUCAGCAGAAAUUGCCCAGUUCAGAAACUAUCUUAAAGUUUUUGAUCUCUGACACUUGAAAUUGUAUAUUUCAAGACUAUUUAGGCAGUGGUAAUAGUUCUACAUAUCCUUGUUAGAUUCAGUCUAAUCCUGCAAUACUUGUUUGCUGUGUAAGCAUCAGAAACUGAAUACCAUAAUUGCAUGUUUCAGGUUUAGAAUAUGCUGACCCAGUCAAAGUGUCUGCCGUGUAACGAUAUAUUUUAACCUAGAGCAAAAAAUGAACUUUGGAAGAACUCAGCAGUUCAUGCAGCAUCUGUAGAAUAGGAAGCCGAUCAGUUCAUGCGAAAGGUCUUGACCUGACGUGUCGACUGUCUGUUUCCCUUAGAUUUGCUUGACCCACUGUGUUCCUUAAGCAAUUUGUUAUAUUUUACUCCAGAUUCCAGCAUCUGCAGUCUGUUGUGUUUCCAAUUUAUCCAUAUACUGAAGUUUGGAAAUUGCCAGCAACUUCCCACUCUUGAUUGGGACAUCAGUGAGAUGCCAUUAUAAAUACCUUUCUAUGAGUAGAUAUGAGAAAAUCAAAGUUUCAACUAUUGUCUCUUAACUUAUUGCUGUAUAUAUAUUUUUUUUACACCUCCCCAUUCUCUCCUUUAUCAUUCUUGCCCUAAAUUUCUUGGUAAAACAGUUGAGAUCUCAAUUUUGAUCAUGUCAUCUGAUUACCUGGAUUUGAAUACCAAUAUUCAUAUGGUGAUUAAAAUCAAUCAGGAGAUGCAAAAGUGAUUUUCACCCAAUUGGAAGAAAUAUUUACAUCAAUCUUCAAUUUUAGAUCUUAAUUCAACAGCAAUAGAUAUCGACUUGGUGGAUUUGUUGUGAUUCAUGGCAUAUGAAUAAAGUUUUAUGUGGUUAAAGAGGAGUGGCCAUUAAAAAUAUAUAAAGCUUUUGAGUUAUGAGAUCCUACAUAUACUGAGCAAUGUAUUUCUAUCUCUUGGUGGGCUAUUUAUAUGAGGCCAUAUGUCAUUGAAUUAUAAACUUGACAUCAUAUUGAUAGAACUUUUCUCAAAAUUUAUAAUUACUUAACAAAAAUAUGUAAAAGUAGGUCAACAAAGCAUUUCCUCUAAUCCUAUAAAUAUAUUACUUAAUUGGCAUGGUAUUGACUGGCAAUCAUUUAAAUUUGAUCCCUGGUCUGUGCUGAGUUGACUUCUUCUCUGGGUUCGCGUGUGAAAAUUUCAUGCACAAACAUUCAAAUCAUUUAAGUGACAUUCGAAACUCUAGAAGGCUUUUCCCCCCAAUAUGGAUGAAUUCUGAUCUGCCAAGUAGCCAUUGUUGUCUGUUUUUAACCUUCUGUUCCUAGACCAGUUGGGUAACAGUGUUGCAAUUGGUAAUCUAAUGCAUCUAGGCUAAGGAGGGUGAACAGUCAGCUAAGGAUCUUGUUUUUGAUUUGGUUUGCUGUCAAUUAAGUGCUGACAAUUAAAAUGCGCAGGGUUGUCAGAUAAGGACAGGAUUAGUAUUGUCUGUUUUUGACACUUGGGUGAGGUCUGAAAGUGUUGUCUGAAUGUUAACUGGUAUUUUGAGGAGCAGAAAGAAGAAAUUGGGUACUAGGAACUUGCUCAAUUGAUGCAAGGAUGAGAAAUUAAAACUUAACUAAAUUGUAUAAAUUUUACAGUAUAGACAAUUUGAAAAUAAUUUAGGCCACCAAGCAUCUAACACUCCCUCACCCCCUCCCCUGGUAAAUAAUCAUAAUCAUAGUCAGUUUGCAUUAUCCUGAUGGAAGUAUCCAUGGUAUAAUCAAAUAAGUGUAUGUAAAUUUUCCCCCUUCAUGUGUCAAUAGACUUUCAGUGAAUGUGUGCCAUUCAGUUACAGUUUAAAGUAACAAAAGAUUAGAAUUAGCUCCCAUGGUGAAAGCAUGAAGCUUCCAUAAAUGUGACAUUUUUUAAAGAAAGUAACAAUCCAAAGCAUGUUCUUUAUAAUUUUCAAGUGGGCUCACUGAAGUAACUUGAAGUUUAGGAUGUGGUUUAUACAAAAUGACCACACUAAACUAGCUUAUCCAUUGCAUGUGCUGAUAAACCAAAGUUCAAAUUGCAAAAAAAAAUCCUCCAUUUUGACAAUUUUUAUUUUUAAAGAAAACAAUUCAACCAGCACUUGUGUACUUUUAUGCACGGGAUGUUUAUUAUUUAAUAAUCAUAUAGAAAGAUCAGUGCUGAUAUAUCUCUGAAAUGUCUUAUGGCCUUGUAUUGCAGACUUGAGCACUGUAUUAGCUGUUUACAGCAGAUUACUAUUUGAUAUAGGAGUUUAGAGAGAAUAUUGUGUACCCAUCCAUUAUAUGUUGGAAAUAUCCCAAGAUUGGUUUUGGGUGAGUAAUUUGAGUAAAAUUCUUUGGAGGAAUAUACCACUAACACAUUUAGGAGGAAAGAGAAGGUUCAACUGAACAGCAAAUGCUGGAAAUCUAGAAACAACAGAAAAUGCUAAAAUAUUCAAUAGGUCAGGUAGCACCUGCUGAAUGGGGAUCCAUUGUGAUGAAAGAUCAUGAUCUGAAAUGUUAACUCUCUUUCUCUCUCAUAGUGGGUUGCCAGACAAUAGUAUUUUCAGCAUUUUUGUAUUUACUUUUCAAAACCUGAGUUGAGGUCCUAAUUUUUCAGAAUUUAAAUUUUAUGCUUCCAGGACUGUUCUACCAACUUAUCAUUGUGCUGGAUAUCUGACAUUGAUAGAUCUUAAAGUCUUUGUAGUCGCAUUGCUGGUUAUGCUUUGAACUGAUAUUUGAACAAAUUCCUUCAGAUAUUAACUAAUGUGUUGCUACAAACAUGUGUGCUGUGUUCUGACCAUGUUUUCCAUCACCAGAAAUCCAUGACUAGUUUUGUCUUCAAACAUUAUGUAGGAAGAUUAAACUUAAUAGCACAUUAUAGGACCCUGUUCAAAUUUAACUUUUCGAAACUUUCCCCCCACAUCCUUAAAGUUAGGAAAUGACCCACCGGACAUAAAGUAUUUUCCCUCCUUCACAGAAUUGUUUAUUUUUAUGUAAUCUGAAUUUUUUAAAUAUAGAGUUAGGAAAUAACCUUCAUCUAAGCAGGCAGGAAGUUUUGUCCAAAUUUUCUGAAAUUGGUUGAAUGUGUAAACUUUAGUUUGGAGAGGUUCUAAUUUUCUACAAAACUUCUACACUAAACCUUAAUAAAAAUACAAUUUGGGAAUGUAUUCCUUGUUGGUGUACCUGGAGUGAAUUUAUCUCUUAAGCAAACUUAGUUCCAUGGCUUUUUGUCGUCUGGGAUUUAGUGAAGACUAGAGCUAUGUCGCAGAUUGGUGAUGCCUUGUGACCCAACUUCAGAAAGCAGUGCCAAUAUUGGAUUUUAACAUUCUUUGUAAUUUUAAGUUUUCUUUUUUGUUGUCUGUUAUUCAGAGAUUAAUGACAACGGUUCGUGUUCUUAUUUGAGAAUUUCUUUCGGGAAGAUAUUGAAGGGUGGACUGGUUUUGGGCAGGGGGAAGUAAAAGUAAAUUUUUUGUGCAUGAUUUAAUAUAAUUAGUGAUAACAGUUGGUUUAGUUACAGUCUCCUUCCCACAGUUAGAGGGUUAAGAAACCUUGGACUCAAUUUAACUUGGAAUUUAUUAACCCAUUCUAGAUGAGGGAUGUCUUUCCCAGAUGAGUGAGAGAGGAGCAAACAUCUUUAAUAAUCCCCUUUCCUCCUACUCACAAUAAUGGCUCAGUUCUGUGGAAUUGUUAGAAGUGACAAUUUUUACAUGGAAUGUGCCACUUGUGCAAAGGUUGUGAUUGAAGAAAAAUCCAACUUCCACUAUGCAUAGAUUGAAAUUCACUCUUUAUGCACCCUGGUUCUCUAACAAUUGUUUUAAGUUUCCUUUCUAUCUUUCCUGAUUUUGUAGAUUUACUGGGUCAUUAGCAUUAUAACAGUCUGUGUAAUCUGUGGCUCACUAAGAAUGAAUGUAAGGUAUCUCCAAAGAUGAAAUUCUUGAGCAGUUUUUGAAAAAGCAGCUCAUGUAGAUACAUGGAGGUAGGGUUUCUACUCUUCUGUUAUUAAAGCUGCUAUUUGCACUGAAACAAUGAGUUACUAGUAUUAAGCAACAUCUGUGGACGCUAGUUGUGAACAGUAUUUACAGUGCAAUUUACUUUUUAAAACUGUACUAGAGGUGGACACAAGUAUCAGAUCUGGGAUUUGUUUUUUUUUAAACUGGUGAUAAACAUGUGCCUUUUCCAUUUUGUCUUUCUUUUGCAUUAAACUUAAAAUUUCAAACUUUUAGAAACUGAAAAUGAGUUUUCCCCCAAUCAUUUAACUAGUGCUAUAUUUUUGAUACAGCUCCAAAUAGAAACAGUUUCAUUAUAGAUUUAAUGCUGUAAACUCAGUUUUAGUUGCUUAUCAUUCUGAAAGUUAUCAGUAUAACCAGGAAAUGACCUAGCAUGAUUUCCAAUUCAGUAAGAACUUCGACAUUAAAACCAAGAAUGAUUUGAUUUUUUGGGAUUGUCUUGUGAGGUAAGUUCCUUCAGAACAGACAGGAGGCUUUGUGCAUUUGAGGUCCUGUAUCAAUCACUGAACAUGAUCUUAUAUUAAAUAUUAAUGUAAAUGGAGCAGAAAUAAUCUUUUUGAGGCUGCUAUGUUAUUCACUGAGAUCUGUGAAGAUUCCCACCACAUCCUGCAACCUUGUCUGAUUUCCUUAUUUCUUGAUUCCGUUGCUCCUUAUACAAUGUUGUGGUGUUUAAUGAAUUGCAAAACUAACUUUAAUGAGUUAAAGCAUGACUGACAGCGUUUUACCUCACACCUAAUUCUCAGUGUUACUGCUUUAAGCUUUUAAUUUAAAUGCGGACAAAAAAAUUGCUCAUUCUUCCUUAUUUUGCCACGGACUUCAUACUAAAAAGAUAGUAUACUCCAGUGUCCAAUGUGAUAUCGUUGUGUGAGUGUUAAACCUGACUAUUGGCAGGCUAUACACCUUUAUUUCCUGAAUACCAUUCCAUCUGGGAUUUCUGGAUAAUCAACAUAAUACUGACUAAUUUUCCUCUAUUUUACACAAACUAAACCAUUUCUCAAUUACUGUUUGGUUAAGCUUAAUGACUACUAUUUCUCAAAAGAAUAGUGUUUUUGUUUAGGCUAUUGAAUUAUUAGCAAUCAAAAGACAACAGAUGAUACAAACUCAAAAGAAGUACAGCUUUGUGAAUAAACCCAGUUCCUGUAGUCCAAAAAUAUAAUGUCAGUCCUAGUCUAUGCUUAUUUGUUUCUGUAUAAGCUUUGCUGUGUGAUCCAACCAUUUUGCUUCUCCUUGUGCUUACUGAUAUUUUUUCAAGCUCUAAUUAAAUAAUUUUAAUAUGGAAUUCAUGGGCUUGGAAAGAAUAAAAAAAAAGCAGAAUCUUGUUGCGUCACCUAUCCGUUUGUCAUGGCUAAUGUGAGACUGGGUGCAGUGGUCCAUAUAUGACUGAAGCAGUGUUUUGUAAGGAUUUAUCAGGAUUUCAUGUACUUCUGUUUAUAAAGCCAGGAAUGUGCUAUGCUUUUUAAAAAUUGUUUUCUCAUCUUCCAUAACACUUCCAAUGAUUUAUGCAAAUCUGUCUCCUGUAUUCCUUAAAGUAUACCGUCUAGUUUUAAUUACCUUGCAUUGUUUAUUCUCCUGAAAUGUAACACUUAGUUUUUCUUAGAAACUAUUAAUCAUUUGCGGUGAGGUAUCUAAGCAUUCUUGUCAAUGAAACAACUUCAACAAAUGACAAAUCUCCUAGGAACUCAGUAGAUCAAGCAGCAUCUGUGGAGGUAAAGGGAUGGUCAUCAAUUCACUUUGAGACUCUGCAUCAGAGGUCUAUUCUUCAACAUUUAGAUUAAACCAAAUAAUAUGUUUACCUUUACUUCAAGGAUUGUUGAGUACAGAAAAAAAUUGGGGCCAUUAUGGAGUACCAAGUGAAUUCUCCCCAAAAGCCCAAUACAAUUUUUGUACUCAAAGGUCAACAUAUAUAGCUUAAUCAUUUGCUCUAUCUGUAUAUUCAAGAAUAGAUUUGAUGCAGGGUUUUGAUCCCAAAACGUUGAUUAUUCCUUUGCCUCCACAGAUGCUGCAUGACCCACAGAGUUGCUCCUGAAGUUUGGGUUAUUAUUAACUUUGUUUUAUUUACAGGAAUGCCCAAAUACCUCUUUACUCAAAUGUUUAAUUGUUCCUCACCAAAUAACAAUUUUUUUUCCUAUUUCUCCUGUCUUGCCUUAGUUAAACUUUUCCCCUUUGUAUAUACUCAGUGCUCUCCUUGCAACUUAGUUUCCAAUGUGGUUUUGUUUUGUCAGCUGAUUUGUAUGUUUUAUCAAUUCAUUUAGAUUCCCACAUAUUUGCCACCCUAAUUUUUUGAAUUUUUUUUUUUAAUUACUUUAAUGUCUUUUUUAUAGUAAUGUUCCAACUAGCUGACAAUACAUCAUUGUAGACAUGGCCCUUUAACUUUCUAAGCUGUAGUGAAAACAAUAUUUUGAUUUCACAAAAGCUCACUUCCAUACUAAUUCAUCCCCUCAUAGCAGCAUGGUAUAUCAUCCUUCCUGUAAUCAGUGCCUGAACUUGUACAAAUGAGACUUUUCAUGUAACAUCUUGAGCAUAUUCCAUUUACAUUACCUCAUUUGUUACAUAUUCUAUACCUCUCACCAUGUAUAAUUGAUGAUUCAUUUUGUCUUGUUUAGUUGAACCACUUUCUAUACACAGCAGAAAAUUAAUUGGUGAUUUUGAACAUCCCACUGAAAAUACAUUAUUGCCCACUUUGAUUAGAUGAAUUGUUAUAAAGUGGACUACAACAAGAUGUUCACCCAAGUAUAGAAGUUUGAAGUUACUGCUUAAGAAAAUUACCAAGUCCAUUACUGAAUGAUUGUUCCCCAAAUUUUUGAUCUGUUUUUAAUUAUCCAGUCUCCACUUUACAAUAAGCUUAUGCAUAUUCAAGGUAACUCUUUUUAAUAGAAUAUUCCCACCUUGUAUUGUAGCCAUCCUUGGGCAUUCUUUUGGAAAUGCAAGCUUAACAUCAUACUUGAGAUUGUGUUUUGUUGUAAUUGGAAGGUGAUACCUUUCUCAGCUUGCUUACCAGUGCUUAAUCUCCCAUGCAGCUCAGCAAAAUUGAAAUGGAGCCACUAGCUUAAUUCAGAUCUGAAAUGAAAUUAUCUUUGCAAUGGGUUAUUGACUUUUAUUAUUUAAGUAGGGGGAAAUUUGGAAUUUUUAUGCACUUUUUAAUGAGUCAGUAUUAAUUGCUAAUAUCCAAGUCUCAUCACAGAGAAAAGUAUAUUGAAAAAGUAAUUAAUAGGGCUGGGUUUGGGGUAGUGUUUUCCUCAUUAAUGUUUUGCAAAGCAUUGAAUGGUCGAAGCACUCACAACCCUACCCAUUUUUGGUAAAACUAAGAUCGUGGGUGUUGUUGUGACUCCCAGCAACCAACAUCCAGGAUUGGUGCUUGUGUCCGCCUUUAUUUUCUAGGAUUUGCUUUUGCAACACCUUACCUAUGUUAUGUAUCUAUAUUGUUUGCUAAGUUCUCUAUUGCCCAAAUCCCUGUAAAGUCAAGAAAUGUAAAGUAAAAUAACUGCAAUUUCAUUGAAAAUAAAUUGUUCAGAUUGAAAAUUUCUUUUGGCCUUUUGAAGUUUUCAGAACAUAACUUGUGUAAUUUGCUUGGCUUGAAUAUUUGUUCACCUCACUUGGUACCUUAAGAUUUGUUUGUUUGAAUAUUGCAGUGGAAUUCUUCGUAAGAAUAAUAACGUUAAUUGUUUUUGCCAGAGGAAAUACAGCCACACUUGUGAUAUUACCAUUCAAGAAAUCUGUAGGAAGA